AUAGAUAGGACGUGAGUGGAGGUCGGCACAAGGGAAAGCGUUAGCGGCAAUCAUCCGAAUACCGGCGAGGGGUCACUAAGUAACGGUCAAGAUCCCAACUGAGACGAACAUAACACUCAAGUACCCCUGGGACACAAGCACGGUGGAUAGUAGCGCGAUGACGAUCGGCGAGUCGGCGGCGAGGGAUUUGAGAAGGAGGAGGACGAAAGAAAAUAGGAUGCCAAACUUUGAGGCACGGAUUCAAUCCAAUCGAUUUCUCCGAGGCAUCCCGUGGUCGGGGAGCCAAUCAGUGGAGACGCAUAUAAAGAAACUCAGUGGUGACGUCUUGCUCUUCUCUUGUUUUCCGGUUUUUGGCUUUUCUGCUGCUUCACUGCUGUAUGGCAUACAGAUAGUAAGUUCGUAGAUUAGUUGACUCCUCAGACCGUCGUAAUCAUUAGUCACUGGAA
Aspergillus pseudonomiae is the source of this 446-nucleotide messenger RNA. RefSeq lists its product as uncharacterized. Lineage: Eukaryota; Fungi; Ascomycota; Eurotiomycetes; Eurotiales; Aspergillaceae. The transcript has a single exon. The coding region runs from base 158 to 403 and encodes 81 amino acids. The record is from RefSeq and is a predicted model, not a curated record.